Messenger RNA from Vicia faba (fava bean), 363 nucleotides. Lineage: Eukaryota; Viridiplantae; Streptophyta; Magnoliopsida; Fabales; Fabaceae. The record is from the annotation of a GenBank genome assembly.
AUGGCUACAAUUCUCAAGCUUGUUUUUGUUAUGAUUCUAAUUCUCCCAUUAUUUCUUGUUGCACUCGAAGAUGGUGGUAAAAGAAGUUCUAGAAGGAUGAUGCAUUCGAAUAACCUUAAAGAUGAGAGUGACAAGCAAGGGAAUAAUAGAGGACAAGAACAUCCAAUGGAUCAUGAAUUUGAGGGAGGAAGCGAUGAUUAUAAAAGUGAUAAAAGAUGUUUUCGAUGCGGAGAUAAGGGGCAUAAUGCGUUCCAUUGCACUUCCAACGAAAAGUUGUGUUUCAAAUGUAAGAAUCCAGGACACUUUACCUACAAAUGCGAACAAGUGAAAAAGGAACCUUUAGUAAAUGCUGUUAAGGCAUAA